GUCUCCUUCGUUUCCGCUGCUGCUCUGCUCUGCUCGGCUCGGCUCGGAUCAUUUCCGGUGGGGAGGUGAAGCUGAUUCCUCCAUUGCUUCCUCGGCAUUCUCUCUCUCUCUCUCUGUGGCGAGCUCUGCUGCUGCUCUCUCCGUCAUUGCCGAGCUGAAGUGAAAGAGGUGACAGUUUUCAUUUCGUGCGUUAAGAGCAGCGGCAGCAGGGGGUUUUCUACUAUGUCAACCCUAAAAGAGAUCCUAACCCGCCGCCCGGUAUCGGCCACGAUCCGCCUGACCGUCCCUGCAGGCGGGGCUCGUCCCGCCCCACCUGUGGGGCCGGCCCUUGGUCAGUACCGGCUCAACCUAAUGGCAUUCUGCAAGGACUUCAAUGCCCGGACCCAGAAGUAUAAGCCCGACACUCCCAUGGCGGUCACAAUCACUGCCUUCAAGGACAACACGUUCGAGUUUACUGUGAAGUCCCCGAGUGUGACUUGGUACCUGAAGAAGGCGGCAGGGAUCGAGUCGGGGAGUAGCAGACCAGGCCAUGCGGUGGCCUCGACCCUGAGCGUGAGGCACAUAUACGAAAUCGCAAAGGUGAAGCAGUCUGAUCCCUACUGUCAGUACAUGUCCUUGGAGUCGAUCUGCAAUUCCAUUAUCGGGACUGCUAAUAGUAUGGGAAUUCAGGUCGUGAAGGUAUUGGAAUGAUUGGAAAAGCAUGACAAGUUUUGAACUUUGACUACUAUCGACAUGAGAUUCAUGAAAGUGAGGUACUUUUGUGAGAUUGUGUUUCGCUCAGGUGCUUCGGUUUCUGACAGCAACAAUGGUGGUUUUGUAGAUGAAUAGAGCAGAGAAUUAGACAUUUGUUGUUCCGUUGCCCGGUUCCCUUGGAAAGAAAAAUAAUGGAAUUGCAUCUUCUUGAUCAUGAUUCUGUUGUCUGGAAAUCAGGAUACUUCCAAGAAGUUCAAUCCCUAUCCUAAUCUUUCUGAAGAUGAUUUCAUACUGUCCUUGGAUGAUCACUUGCCCGUUGAAGCCGCCGACUUAUGUUCAAAUGCAGUCGCAUAUUCAUUGUUUUGCAUGUUUUUUCCCAUUUAGAGAUGGAGCUACUUAAGUCUUGUUCAAGCCUUAAUAAUCUCACUCCAGUUAUGAAUCGAUGUGAUUUCCUUUUGAGCAAAGCUUGACCUUCAUUAGUUAUGACAUUCAGUACUGUCAUUAGUG
Punica granatum (pomegranate) is the source of this 1200-nucleotide messenger RNA. Lineage: Eukaryota; Viridiplantae; Streptophyta; Magnoliopsida; Myrtales; Lythraceae. The record is from RefSeq and is a predicted model, not a curated record.